UUCUCCUCAGCAGCAGAGACAACGACAGGGCUCACUUCAAACACAAGCCCUGACACAACAGCUAGCAUGGCUGACACAACGGAAAUAACCACAUCAGAGAGGACAAGUGAGAAACUUGAGACAAGUUUGGCAACAACAAUGCAAACCACUUACACUGCCUCUGUUUCUGGAUCUACAGAGGUUUUGACCUCAGGAAGAACAGCCUGGACUACAGAAGUAUCAACUUUUACAACUGGAAUGCUAACAGGAACAUCUACUCCAAUAGAGUCAACAACAUCUGAGACAAGUUUCUCUGCAGCCACUCAAACCACUCACACUACCCCCAUCUCUGGAUCUACAGAGAAGCUGACCUCAGAAACAAUGGCUUGGACCACUGACGGAUCAACUAUUACAAAUGCCCGGCAAACUGAUACUUCUACUUUGGGAGCGGAGAUGAUCAACACCAUUUCGAGCACAAGCCCAUACACAAUGGACAGUACAACUGAUGGGAGAUUGAGCACAUCUGCCCAGCAAACAAGUGCAAUACCAGUGACAAGUUCUUCACAGGGUUCAACCAUUACUGAAACAGUUUCUUUCACUGCAAUGACAGAAUCCCAGACAACAAGUGCAAACAUUGGAUCUUCUUUCACCGAAGCAUCAACAAAUGGUGGGCCAACUGUGACAUCCACCUCAGCGGGAAAGACAAUGUCUGUUGUCAUUUUGAGUACAAGCCCUGACACAACAGCUAGCACAACUUAUGGACCAGUGAGCACAAUUUAUCAGCAAACAAGUACAACAUCAGAGACAAGUUAUUCACAGGGGUCAACCAUUAUUGAAAAUCUGUCUUCCACUGCAACAACUGAAGUCCCAACAACAACAACUGAAGCUAGUACUAUUCCAUCUUUAACCACUUAUUUGUCAUCUUUGGGCACAACAGAUGUCACUUCAGAAUCAGAGCCAACAGAUUUACCAAUCACAGGCCUUCCAGUUGUUUCUUCAUCAUUAGCCACAUCUCCAUUUACGGAAUCAACAUUUUUCAGCACAGAAAUUACACCAGCGGGAGAGACAACCACUGCCGCCAUUUUGAGUACAAGCCCUGACACAACGACCAAUAUAAGUGAUGGACCAAUGAGCACUUCUGCCCAGCAAACAAGUGCAACAUCAGAGACAAUUUCUUCACAUGGGACAACCAUUACUGAAAAUCUUUCUUCCACUCCAACAACUGAAGCCCCCAAAACAACUGAAGCUAGUACUAUUGUAUCUUUGGGCACAAUAGACGUUACAGAAUCAGAGCCAACAGGUUUACCUGUCACAAGCCUUCCGGUUGUUUCUUCAUCAUUAGCCACAUCCUCAUUUACGGAAUUGUCAUUUUUCAGUACAGCAAUUUCACCUGUAUCAACUGAUGCAUCAAUACAUACGGCUAUGCAAUCGACUGAAAAACCAACCUCUGGAGAAAUUGUGACAAGUCCUAUUUUACAUACAAGCCCCAAGUAUUUUGCAACUUCAACUGACAAAUUACCUAGCCCUACUGCUCAGGAGAUAACUGAAAGCCCAGUCACAGUCACUCUUGACACUGGUCCUACCUCUAAAUCAUCAAUAGUAACAACUGAUACAUCCACUUCAGGAAAGCCUAUCACAACUUCGAUUUUACAAACAAGCACUCACUCAUCAGCAAACACAGCAGAUUCAUUUAUAAGCACCACUUCUGAAAAAACAACUGCAACAAAAGUUACAAUUACUCUUGAGCUUACACCUACAUCUGAACCAUUUUCAUCAACAACAGAAAAACAAACUUCAAUCAUAACACAAGUUUCUUCUACUUCUGGAUUACAGAGCAGCACAUCUGGUCUUUUCCAAAGCACUUCUGGAUUUCCUGCAACAUCCAAUGUACCAAUUCCAACAAGUACCCCAAGUGUUUGUGAAAAUGGUGGAGUUUUUGUACCUGGAUCUGGCUGUAACUGUACAAAAAACUGGGAAGGUCAGAGAUGUGAAAUACCUAAAACAACUAUAUCUGUGGAUUUUAUUGAUGUGACAACAGAUGUUGUUGUCAGAACUGACACAGUCUUCAUAGAGGAAUUCAGAAACACAAGUUCUCCAAAGUAUAAAGAAUUUGUUAAAAAUUUCACAAUGGACAUGGAGAGUGUGUACAGAGCCACAGUGAAACAUUUUAAAAACAUCACCGUUUUGCGGCUGAGACCAGGCAGUGUUGUAGUGGAGCAUAAAAUUUUUGUGGCCAUAAGGAAUGACAAAAAUCUCACAAUGAUGGUUACUGAGAGCCACAACGAAAUAAAAGAAGCUCUUGAUAAACUCAAGAACUGUACAACAGGAGCUGAUGGCUGUCCUCAGCUUCCAAUCAUAGGUGACCCAGAGUAUUCCCAACCAGAAAUUGAUCUAAGCUCGGUAUGUACUGGAGAAGUCAAUGAUUUCAGUAUUUACUACACACCAAUUGUGCAAGGAGGAGAGAUUUUGUGCAUGUCAGCUUGUGAUGCCAACCAUCCAAGGCCAAAGAGCUGUAACACAGGAAGAUGCCAAAUAGAACAAAGUGGUCCAGUUUGCAUUUGUGAUGAUGCAUACUGGUAUAGUAAGUCAGACUGCAGUGGACGAAUCAGGAAAAGGGAUGUUUAUGCUGGUGUGGGAACUGCGGUAGUAUGCGUAGUGUGCUUAAUUGUGUUACUUGGACUAUAUGUGAUCUGGCAAAGUCGAAAGGCACGAAGGAUGAAAGAUAGUAAAUCUGAGCAAUUAAAUCAGUGGUUGGAUGAAGAAUUUGAAUGGCCCUCACGAGAGGGUUGGUAUGCUUCCUCUAUCCAUUUAACAGGGGAUGGUAACAGCUCUGAAGGCGGUGGCCUGUUUGGUUUGGAUUUAAAUGGUGGCACGGCUGCUAGCACUUCAAAUUCAGACCUGAUGUCGCCUUACUAUGGUCCCCAGACAAGACAAGUCCAAACAAGGCCAGAUACAAUAUAUUAUGACUACAGAUCACAUGAUGAGAUGAAUGGAAGUAUGACAAGGGGGGGGCAAACUUUGCUUGACCAACAACUACUCAACAUCCCCUACACAGACAGACACUUUAAGGCUAGACAGCCCCAGCUUGGAGAUUAUACAGAGAUCUAGUUACACACCACACUAAUGUUUGUACUGAACACAAUACAAACAGACAUAUGAUAGAACCAUGAAGAACAAGCCUUCUCUACUGAUGAACAAAUAACUAUCAUACCCUCAAAUUUAUCAGAGCUAAUAAUAAU
Myxocyprinus asiaticus (Chinese sucker) is the source of this 3218-nucleotide messenger RNA. Its product is annotated as serine-rich adhesin for platelets-like. The coding region runs from base 67 to 3087 and encodes 1006 amino acids. The record is from RefSeq and is a predicted model, not a curated record. Lineage: Eukaryota; Metazoa; Chordata; Actinopteri; Cypriniformes; Catostomidae. The transcript is spliced from 11 exons.